AUCAGACAUCUUCACCUGCAGCCCGGCGGACAGAGGAAGCCACUGAUGACACACGACCACGGGAAUAAUGUGAAUGAGCGUUAUUUUCUCCACAGUCAAGAGAGUGUUCGGGGCCCAAAACGCGUUAUCUGGCAUCGUUUGGGGCCGCUAAUCCGCGUGUGCCAAAUAAAUCCAAUCUGACAGGGCAUUUGCAUCAUGAGACUGGAUUGUUAAUAUCCAUAGAGAGAGAGAGAGCUAAGCUGUAACGGGGAGGAGGAGAGAGUGAGGGAGAGAGAGAGGGAGAGGGAGGGUGUGUACGAGAGAGCGAGCGAGAGAGAGAGAGGGAGAGAGGAUCGAGUCAUCAGGGUAAGCUCAACCAUCCACAGACUGUGAAGUGCAAGUGCCACAAGGAGACUAUAUUCCUCUAGAAUAAUGGAUGGGACAAAGCCGGCCAUGGAGUCCACCGCGGAGGAGACUCAGGACGAGGGACAGGAGAGCAAAGGAUGCUUCGAGUGCUGCAUCAGGUGUCUGGGCGGGGUGCCCUACGCCUCGCUGGUGGCCACCAUCCUCUGCUUCUCGGGCGUGGCCCUGUUCUGCGGCUGCGGCCACGUGGCGCUGAGCGGCACCCUGACCAUGCUGGAGAACCACUUCUCCACCGUCGCCGCGGACCACGCCGCCCUCGCCAUGGUGAUCCAGAUCUUUCAGUACAUCAUCUACGGCGUCGCCUCCUUCUUCUUCGUCUACGCCAUCCUCCUGCUGGCGGAGGGCUUCUACACCACCAGCGCCAUCAAGAAGGAGCUGCAGAGCGACUUCAAGACCACCGUCUGCGGGCGCUGCAUCACGGCCUUCUUCAUGUUCCUGACCUACAUCCUCUUCCUCGCCUUCCUCGCCAUCUUCGGCUUCACGGCGAUCCCCGUCUUCCUCUUCUUCAACAUGUGGACCACCUGCGCCGCCAUGAAGGCCCCCGGCGCCAACAUCACCUCGCCCGACUCCAUCUGCGUGGACGUCAGGCAGUACGGUAUCAUUCCCUGGAACGCCACUCCGGGAAAAGCCUGCGGAGCCACUCUGGGAGACAUCUGCAACACCAGCGAGUUCUACCUGUCCUACCACCUCUACAUCGUCGCGUUCGCCGGCGCCGGCGCCACCGUCAUCGCACUGAUCCACUACCUGAUGAUUCUGGGCGCCAACUGGGCCUACCUGAAGAGCGCCGUCUCCACGCACGAGUACCAGGACAUCAAGACCAAGGACGACCAGGACCUGGAGGCCGAGGCGCGCUCCAAGGAGGGCCAGAACUCCUCCUCCUACUCCUAAGGACAUUGUCUCCCACGACUCCCCCCCCCCCCCUAAACUCCCACCUCCCACUCACCUUGCAACAACACAAACCCCGCCCCUUUCCCCCGACACCUCCUGAUCCGCAGGCUCCCACCAGACGGUGGGGGGGGGGACGACGGGACACGGAGCAGCGGAGACGCGGCACCCCCCCCCAUACACCUCCCUUGGGAGCGGGAGAGCUCGCCCCCUCCCUUGGGUUUUGGGAAGCUGUGAUGGGCCCCUCGCGCCCUGAUCCGGCACCACUUACACAAAAAAACAACAACAACAACAACGACAACAAAAAAAACAUUGUUUCACUGCUUCAGCCACAGGCGAAGCCGGGCAGCGACCCCCCUCCUCCAUUUUUUUUGGUGUUUUAUAUGCAUAUAUAUAUGAAUAUGAAUAUAUUGUGCGAAUGUGUACGAAUGUUGUUGUUUUUAAUACUCUCUGGAAAGUAUGACAGGUACUAUUACGACCUUCUUUACCUUUUUUUGCGCUUGUUGGGAUCUUUCUUUCCCCCCCCCUCCCCCUCCUCCCUUAACUUAUUCUCCAUUUUUGACUUUUUAUUGGUCUAUUCUGUUACCAAUCCAAAAUAAAUAAAACAGAAAAGCCCCCCCCCCCCCCC
Molecule: messenger RNA, 1915 nt
Organism: Pungitius pungitius (ninespine stickleback)
Lineage: Eukaryota; Metazoa; Chordata; Actinopteri; Perciformes; Gasterosteidae
Product: neuronal membrane glycoprotein M6-b-like
Exons: 7
Coding region: 412-1290 (292 amino acids)
Biological process (GO): neuron projection development
Cellular component (GO): plasma membrane
Source: RefSeq, a predicted model, not a curated record